Messenger RNA from Babjeviella inositovora NRRL Y-12698, 1584 nucleotides. RefSeq names its product Spl1p (gene SPL1). Lineage: Eukaryota; Fungi; Ascomycota; Pichiomycetes; Serinales. The transcript has 3 exons. The record is from RefSeq and is a predicted model, not a curated record. Gene Ontology annotation, cellular component: nucleus; mitochondrion; cytosol. Gene Ontology annotation, biological process: [2Fe-2S] cluster assembly. Gene Ontology annotation, molecular function: pyridoxal phosphate binding; cysteine desulfurase activity. The coding region runs from base 135 to 1442 and encodes 435 amino acids.
CCAGCCCCGCAAGCGGGCCCGCCCCUACAUCUACCAAGACCCCAGCGGGAUUCGUCCCAUUCUCAAUUUCUCCCUCACGGUCGGACAAGUCAUCGGCAUCCCCGUGGUCGCCAAGUACGAGCUCGAGCGCUGGCAUGUCGCCCACUGUUAAUUCCAGUGCAGAUGCGUCCUCCAUUACGUCACCUUCCUCGUCAUCCGAGUCCACCUUGACCAACGCCACCAGAGACGGGUUUGGCGGACGCCCAAUCUACUUGGAUAUGCAAGCGACGACGCCAACCGAUCCGCGUGUCUUGGACAAGAUGUUGCCAUUCUACACUGGAUUGUACGGGAAUCCCCACUCGUCGACCCACAGCUACGGCUGGGAAACCGAGGCUGAGGUGGACAAGGCGCGUGCCCACAUCGCUAACGUCAUCAAAGCGGACCCUAAGGAGAUUAUCUUCACUUCCGGCGCCACCGAGUCAAACAACAUGGCGUUGAAGGGGGUGGCGCACUUCUACGGCAAAACCAAGAGGCACAUCAUCACCACCCAGACCGAACACAAGUGUGUGUUGGACACUGCCAGACACUUGCAGGACGAGGGCUUUUCUGUCACGUACUUGCCAGUCGAUGCGAUGGGAAUGGUCAGUUUGGCCGAGUUGGAAGCCGCCAUCAGAAAGGAUACAUGUCUCGUCUCCGUCAUGGCGGUCAACAACGAGAUUGGUGUCAUCCAGCCGUUGGCGGAGAUCGGAAAGAUCUGCCGCAAGCACAAGGUGUUCUUCCACACCGAUGCCGCCCAGGCGUUUGGUAAGAUUGAGAUCGAUGUGAAUGCGUGUAACAUCGACUUGAUGUCGAUCUCGUCGCACAAGAUCUACGGGCCAAAGGGGAUGGGGGCCUGUUUUGUGCGCCGGAGACCAAGAGUGAGAUUGGAUGCACUUGUCAACGGUGGGGGACAGGAGAGAGGGUUGAGAUCCGGGACCUUGGCGCCGCCUUUGAUUGCGGGGUUUGGUGAGGCUGCGAGGUUGAUGACCGAGGAGUUUGAGACUGACAACGCACACAUCAAGCGUUUGUCCGCUAAACUCACCUCUGCUCUCCUCGAGAUUCCAGAAACCACCUUGAACGGUUCCUCCGUGCACCGUCACGCCGGAUGUGUCAACAUUUCUUUUGCCUACGUCGAGGGAGAAUCUUUGUUGAUGGCCUUGAAGGACAUUGCCUUGUCCUCUGGUUCCGCCUGUACCUCCGCUUCUUUGGAGCCUUCUUACGUGUUGCACGCCUUGGGCAAGGACGACGCCUUGGCUCACUCCUCCAUCAGGUUUGGGAUUGGUAGAUUCACGACCGAGGAGGAGAUGGACUACGUUAUCAAGGCCAUCAAAGAACGUGUCGAGUUUUUGAGAGAGAUGUCUCCACUUUGGGAAAUGGUCCAGGAAGGCAUUGACUUGAACAGUAUCGAGUGGAGUGGUCACUAAGCAGAGCAAAUUCUGACCCAACCCAUACCCCUCGCCAGGGUUACCUUAUCUUGUAUGUACUGAAUUUUUUAUUAUGCUUAGUUAAUGUAAAUGAGUAGAAUGCGGACAAUAUAAAGAGUCUUUCGCCGUAUCGGAAAAUCGC